Molecule: messenger RNA, 319 nt
Organism: Equus caballus (horse)
Lineage: Eukaryota; Metazoa; Chordata; Mammalia; Perissodactyla; Equidae
Product: beta-defensin 105-like
Biological process (GO): innate immune response
Cellular component (GO): extracellular region
Source: RefSeq, a predicted model, not a curated record
AUGGCCCCAAACAGGAAGAUGUUUUAUUUUUUCUUUGCCUUUUUCUUUGUUUUGGCUCAAUUUCCAUCAGGGUGCCAGGCAGGACUUGAGUAUUCCCAGCCAUUUCCAGGAGGUGAGUUUGCUGCUUGUGAGCCCUGCAGGCUCCGACGGGGCAAAUGCAGGAGGAUGUGCGCCGAGGAUGAAAAAGCUGUGGGAAAUUGCAAGCUGAACUUUUUCUGCUGCCGACAGAGAAUCUGAUAAACCAGACCAGCGCUCCUCUGGCCUCAGAAGCAGGACUGGAUACUCAGGGAAGGUCAAAAGAAGUUAUGUGGCUGACCCA